This is a messenger RNA of Aspergillus chevalieri, 2124 nucleotides long. RefSeq names its product WD40 repeat domain-containing protein. The coding region runs from base 1 to 2124 and encodes 707 amino acids. Lineage: Eukaryota; Fungi; Ascomycota; Eurotiomycetes; Eurotiales; Aspergillaceae. The record is from RefSeq and is a predicted model, not a curated record. The transcript has 2 exons. Gene Ontology annotation, molecular function: protein binding.
AUGAUGGCAUAUCGACCUCUGAAUGUGGAUGAGGUGGGUAGUGUGGCUGGUCUGGAUGAUGAAGAGGUGGUUAUUAGAGCGUUAGUCGAUCGAUGUGCCUCAUUUAUCAAGAUUCAAAGCACCAACAUCGAGUUUGUUCACCAAUCCGCUCGAGACUACUUGGCUGGGGAAAAUGGGCAAUCUAUGCUUGAUCUGCACGAAAACUAUGGGCAUGAUGAAAUUGCACUGAGUUGUCUUUCCCAUUUAUCUAAACGGCUGAAGGUCAAUCUCGUUGAAUUGCUGCGACCCGACUCAACCAGGGAAUCUUUGAAAACGUUGCAGGACAAGGAAAAAAGUGCAUUACUGAAUAGUGUGGACUACGCAGCUACCUUCUGGGUGCAACAUCUCGAGAGCACCAAGCGAACUGCGGUAGUGCAAAAUGCACUUGCUGAGCGAGGGUCAAUCAGUACAUUCCUCCGCACUAGGGUGUUAGAAUGGCUGGAAUGCCUCAGUCUGUUAGACGAGUUACCACGCGCUUUCCUGGCCUUAAGAGCCCUAACAACUAUAGCAAAGGAUAAGCCAUUUGUAUCAAUACUUGUGCAGGAUGCUACACAGUUUCUGUUGCAACACUAUGACACACUCACAAAUUGGCCAUUACAGACUUACAGCUCUGCCCUCACUUUCAGUCCUGAGACAAGUGUAGUGAGGAGAGAAAAUCUGGGAAAAAUUCCUGCAUGGCUAAGAAAGAUCCCACACAUGGAGGACUCUUGGCCGUCUCUAAUCCAGAUAUCUGGCUACUCAGGUUAUGUUAAGGCUGUGGCCUUCUCACCAGACAGCAAGCAGAUUGCAUCUGGAUCUAAUGAUGCCACCAUCAAGUUAUGGGACGCUACAACAGGCGAGCUUCAGAAUACACUGACUGGCCACUCAGACUGGGUUAACGCUGUGGCCUUCUCACCAGACGGCAAGCAGAUUGCAUCUGGAUCUGAUGAUCGGACCAUCAAGCUAUGGGAUGCUACAACAGGCGAACUUCAGAAUACACUGACUGGCCACUUAGAGUCUGUUAAGGCUGUGGCCUUCUCACCAGAUGGCAAGCAGAUUGCAUCUGGAUCUGAUGAUCGGACCAUCAAGCUAUGGGAUGCUACAACAGGCGAGCUUCAGAACGUACUGGUUGGCGACUUACAGGUUGUUAACGCUGUGGCCUUCUCACCAGACAGCAAGCAGAUUGCAUCUGGAUCUGAUGAUCGGACCAUCAAGCUCUGGGAUGCUACAACAGGCGAGCUUCAGAAUACACUGACUGGCCACUCAGGCUGGGUUAAGGCUGUGGCCUUCUCACCAGACAGCAAGCAGAUUGCAUCUGGAUCUGGUGAUCGGACCAUCAAGCUAUGGGAUGCUACAACAGGCGAGCUUCAGAACACACUGACUGGCCACUCAGGCUGGGUUAAUGUUGUGACCUUCUCACCAGACGGCAAGCAGAUUGCAUCUGGAUCUAAUGAUGACACCGUCAAGCUAUGGGACGCUACAACAGGCGAGCUUCAGAAUACACUGACUGGCCACUUUUGCGGUGUCAUGUCUCUGGCCUUCUCACCAGACGGCAAGCAUAUUGCAUCUGGAUGUUAUUGGAACAUCAGGCUAUGGGAUACUACAACAGGCGACCUUCAGAACAAAUUGGUCGGCCACUCAGGCUAUGUUAACGCUGUGGCCUUCUCACCAGACGGCAAGCAGAUUGCAUCUGGAUCUGAUGAUCAGACCAUCAGGCUAUGGGAUGUUGCUAAGUCCCUGAAACUCUUCCAAUAUCUUGGGCGCACUAUCAGUCGUCUUUUCUCGUCCCAUUCAUGGCAUAAAAUCAAGACGUCAAAGCCGAUUAACACCUUGAAAUUUUCGGCAAGUUCUCGAUACCUUGCAACAAACAUUGGUCCGAUCAAUACCAAAAGCAUCCUCGCAGACAGACAAGGCACUGUGUUGGAGCCAUUUGAAGAUAUCUGGGUCACAGAGAAGUGGAUACACUGUGGAACGGCGCCCGUGCUUCGGCUACCGCCAGGUGUCCAGGCAUUGUGUUAUGACGUGCAAGGCACUCAAGUGGCUAUUGGAGCUACAAAUGGUCGAAUUUUGACCUUCGGCAUUGACUGUAGUAGCCUGUCGCUAUGA